GCGGUCGACUGGCGGCGGCUGAGGCACUUCCCUUCUUCGCCGCCGAAACUGUGAGAGCGCCGGGAAAGGCGGAGAAGACCAAAGGGCUAUCAUGAUGCGGCUCCGCAGCCCUGCGCUGCUGAGGGACCUGCUAUGGCUCAGCCAGACCGGCACCGGCGGGCUCAGCUGUUGCCGUCGCUCGGCGCUGAGGUGGCUCCAUCCCGCUUGGCCCGGCGUGGCCGGUGGCCGCUUGCCUUUGCGGUUCAUGCCCGGGGCUGCUGCCGCCGCCGCCGCCCGCUCCUUGUGCACCAAGUCCGAGGGCAUCCUGGAGCAGGCUGGCAAGGGCCCUCCGGCCCAGCAACCGCCGGCACCCACGACGUCCGCCGAGAUGCCCGCCUCGGCCCUCGGCCAGAACAGCCACAACGCAGCCGCAAGCAAGGAAGCAGGCAGCUUGGGGGAAAAUAAAGGAGGUUUGUUGCCUAGCUUGGAAGAUUUGCUCUUCUAUACUAUUGCAGAAGGACAAGAAAAAAUACCAGUUCAUAAGUUCAUCACAGCUUUAAAAUCUACAGGUUUACGAACAGCAGAUCCGAGACUGAAAGAAUGCAUGGAUAUGUUAAGAUUGACACUUCAGACAACAUCAGACGGUGUCAUGCUAGAUAAAGAUCUCUUUAAAAAAUGUGUCCAAAGCAACAUUGUGUUAUUAACUCAGGCUUUCAGGCGAAAAUUUGUCAUUCCUGACUUUAUGUCAUUUGCCUCUCACAUUGAUGAAUUAUAUGAAAAUGCUAAAAAACAGUCAGGAGGGAAGGUUGCGGACUAUAUCCCACAACUGGCUAAAUUCAGUCCUGACUUAUGGGCAGUAUCUGUUUGCACAGUCGAUGGGCAGAGGCAUUCUAUUGGAGAUACCAAAGUCCCAUUUUGUCUUCAGUCCUGUGUAAAGCCUUUGAAGUAUGCUAUUGCUGUUAAUGAUCUUGGCACUGAUUAUGUACACAGAUAUGUUGGUAAAGAACCUAGUGGAUUAAGAUUCAACAAACUGUUCCUCAAUGAAGAUGACAAACCUCAUAAUCCUAUGGUGAAUGCUGGAGCAAUUGUGAUCACCUCUUUGAUCAAGCAAGGAGCAAAUAAUGCUGAAAAGUUUGACUAUGUGAUGCAGUUCAUGAAUAAAAUGGCUGGAAACGAAUAUGUUGGUUUCAGUAAUGCCACAUUCCAGUCUGAAAGAGAGAGUGGAGACAGAAACUUUGCAAUAGGCUAUUAUUUGAAAGAGAAAAAGUGUUUUCCAGAGGGCACGGAUAUGGUUGGCAUAUUGGACUUCUAUUUCCAGCUGUGCUCCAUAGAAGUGACUUGUGAAUCUGCUAGUGUCAUGGCAGCCACUCUUGCCAAUGGCGGGUUUUGCCCCAUCACUGGUGAGAGAGUCCUAAGUCCUGAAGCAGUUCGAAACACUUUAAGUUUGAUGCAUUCAUGUGGCAUGUAUGACUUCUCGGGGCAGUUUGCUUUCCAUGUGGGUCUUCCUGCAAAAUCUGGAGUUGCUGGUGGCAUUCUCUUGGUUGUUCCUAACGUUAUGGGCAUGAUGUGCUGGUCACCUCCGCUAGACAAGAUGGGCAACAGCGUUAAGGGGAUACACUUUUGUCAUGAACUGGUUUCUUUGUGCAACUUUCAUAAUUAUGAUAACCUGAGGCAUUUUGCAAAGAAGCUUGAUCCUCGGAGGGAAGGUGGUGAUCAACGACAUUCCUUUGGACCACUGGACUAUGAAAGUCUUCAGCACGAACUUGCAUUAAAAGAGACUGUGUGGAAAAAAGUGUCACCCGAAUCAAACGAGGACAUCUCCACAACUGUAGUGUAUAGAAUGGAAGGCCUGGGAGAACAAAACUAGUGCACUGGGCUCUAGUUUCAGAGAGUUUGAUUUCAUUUUUAACCACACUCCAGUUUGUCUAGAUUACAGAUUUUAGAUUUAUUGUCUAGAUUUUAGAUUUAUUGUUUUUAUUUCAGUGGGUUGUAAAUAUGCUUGAGACACCCCAAAUUGUUAUAUCAAUAAUUUUAUACUAAUUGCUUUAAUAAUCUUUUUCCACAAAGCAAUUUGAAACAAAACUGAAUGUGUGCUAUUUAAAACUUGUGUCAUACUUAAAGAAUGAAUUGUAAAAUGGGAAUUUUAAGGAGUGCUGUAAAUGUGAGAAAUCUUGCAAUGCAAUCAAGAUGCAAUCAGCAUAAUUGUUAACCAAGAACAUGAGAGCCAAAGAUAUAGGAAAAUUUAAGUCCUGGAUCCUAAGUAGAUAUUUCUUUUUAUUGUUAAUAUAUUCUAAAAAUUACCUUUUCUCUUUUUCAUGAACAGUGUAAAAACUUGAUCCCAUUUAUUCCAAUUAAAUUCAGUUAAUUUCAGUGUAACCAAAUGUAAAUGAAGUUAACUGUUCAUGUACUGUUUGGCAAUACUGAGAAAAGAAUUCACAAUUUUUAUAUAAAGCAUAUUGGUAAACUUUUUUAAGCUUGUGUAAAAAUAUCAGUAUGUUACUACAUAAUGUAAGAAAGUCAUGUUGGAUUAGACAAAAAUUCUAAUUCUAGGAUUCUGCUUUUUCAAUGGCCACUUAGCAUCCUUUUGCUCUUUUUCAGCAGCAGUUGAUAUUGUAAGUCAUUCUACUUCUGAUAUAGAAGGUAGUGUAUAGCCAUUAGGUCUAGCAUCCAGCUGAUAACCUCAUUCUUCAUGAUUGUUUCUAAUUUAUUUUUAAAACCGUAACAAUAUAGACCAUACCUAUAUCUUAAGAAACAAAUUUCAUGAUACAAGUGCUCUGUGAGGAAUCACUUCCUUGUUUGAUUGGUGAUCUUGGUUUCUGAUAUUAUAAAAAGGAAGAAUAAAAUUUUAUCUCAAUGGUUUUUAUACCCUCUUUAUUUUUACACCCCUUUUACUUUUCUAAGCUAAAACAUAUUUAUAUAAUAUUUUAUAUAUAUUAAACUAUUUCUUUGUAGGAGAUUGAUUUCUUAUAGUAGUGCGUUAGAAAUAUGUACUUUUAUUGAGCCUUCAGCCUCUGAAAAGAACGAUUGUUUGAUUUGUUUAGGCAUCAAAAAUCAGGUACAAAGCUAGUUUCCACUACUCAGUCAUUUGUGAUUUCAGUAGCCUACAACCCUAGAAAAUUAGUGCCCAACUGUAGAUGAGGUAAGGAUAUGCUCAGGAGCCACUGCCAAAAAACUCUAUUUAUUUAUGCUGUUCAUCUCUUCAAGGGGCAGAAAUUUAAUACAGUUGCUUCUGUGUUAGAAACUUAUUGUGCUGUUGAAGGAUUUCCUCUGUCAGCCAAGCAAAAAAUGAAUUACUGUGUCAAACUUUAAUUUCAGCACAAUUUGAGGGAAGAAUCAUAAAUUCAAUAGGCUAGAAAAGAGUUUUUCCCCACUUCUCAGCAUUUUCCCACAAAUGCAGGGAUUGGUUUUUUUGUUGUUGUUGCAUCAACUGAAUAUUGAUGCAUUUGGCCAGGACAGAGUGGAUCAGCUGGCUUGUCACUUGCCAUGCUAUGUUACAUAGACCAACAGUCUUGAUAUGAGUAAAUAUUCAAUAUACUCAUAUAAUAAGUGUUAUCUAGUCUCAUGUCAGGUUCUUUCUAUAUUUUCUGAUUUUAUUCAACGAUAUUUUCUUCUACAAAUGAAAACUUGUUACUCAAGCUCAAUAUUAUUAUUGGCUUUAAAAAAUCAACAUGGCUAUGGUAUUGGUGGCUUUUUCUUAAUUAGACUACUAAAUAUCUCAGAAAAUUUUUAGGAAGGAAAAUAAUAUUAGCAUGUUCUAAGCCAGGAAUGGGGAAUCUGUGAACCCUUUAGGUGUUUCUGAAUUAUAACUUCAGCAUCCCUUACAAUGAGCAGUGCUGCCUUUGUUUGCGGGAAUUGUAAACCAGUAACUUGGAAGUAGCAAAGUUUUUCUAUUCAUAGCAUGAUAGAUUUGGAAGGGAUGAGAAAGAUCCUGUAGUUCAGGUCUCUGCCGUGUGCAGUUCCAAGAUUCUUGAGAGAGAGAGCUGUCUGACUAAGAGUUCAUAUAGGCAAACUGUUCCAUUUUUGUACAAAUUUUAUUUUCAGGAAUUUUUCCCUUACAUUUAAAUAACAAUUGGAAAUGCAACUUCUACCUAGUCCUGAUUUUUGUGGCAGUGGACCGUCUUCCCUAAAGCAAUCUCUUUCUUGAGUCUGCCCUAAUAGGAAUGCCCUCCAUUCCUUGCAUUGUUACUUUUUGUUCUCCUCUUAACAUGUUUGAACCUCUCAGUAUCCUGGAAAUACGAUGCCCUGAUUUGUGCACAGUAGUCAGAUUGGGUUCGUACCGUGGCAGAGUAGAGGAGAAUAAGGAUGUCAUAUGCCUUGGGUACAAUGCUUCUUCUAACAUACCCAGAGCUACAGUAACAACUGUGAUACACUGUUGUCUCUCAUCCAUCCUGUUUUCAGAUACCAUGACUAAGCCCUUUUUGAUGGGUUUUUCCAAGCCAUGAAUCCCCCAUUGUGUAUAUGUGCUCUGCAUUUUUAUUCCCCAAAUAUAAUAACCUACAUUUUUCACUAUUGAAGAGUAUUUUGUUCAUUUCAGCCCAGCCUGUCCAGAUUUUGCAAUCUCCUCUCAUCUUGGGUGGUGGCCAUUUUAUGUCAUCUGGAAAUUUGAUCUACAUGAGGAAAGUUUGGUCACUACAAGCACUAGAAUGUGCUCUUGAAGCACUGAGGAAUAUAGGAAACAAAACUGCAGUGCUAAGUUAUGUUUAAAGAAGUUUUGAUUUAUCAAUCUCUACAACUUGUAUUUUUAGAAAAGUAUCUAUAUUAUAAUGACUGCAGUGUCCAGAUUAUCAUGUUAUUGGAUUGCAAGUGAUCCAAACAGAGUGAUAAAGAUGAAGCUGAUCUGAUUGGUUGGUUUUGAGUGGUGUACUAGUGUGAUUUUUGCAGAAAAAUGUUUUCAAGCAGAAUCAAGCUUAUACUGACAUACUGUAGUACUGCUCCCAUAAAAUUUUUAAUUUGUUGCUUUUGUAUUUUGGUUAUGGUAAAAUAAUUUACGAGUCCUUGUUUUAAACGGCAUGGUAAUUGUAGGGGUGAAGUAUGCUUAGCAUCAAAGUAUCAAAAUGUUGUUUAUGGUCCUAGGCCAAAACCAGGAAAAAAUUAACCAUAAAGAGGGAAUUUUAAAAAGCAAAAAAACCAGUCAAGAAUUAAUAAAAUGUGGACAUUACAUUGGACUAAGAUGGGCAAAUGAUUGGGUCAUCUGAUGUUACUAAAACUCUGUCCUCAUAGUGCUUACCAUAGAUGACCUGGCUAAAAGUGACCAGUGAUGAGAAUGGUGAUAAAAAAUAAGUUCUGUUUUUUUGAAAUGAGAAAACCUGUGAGUUUAAAGUUAAUGUACUCCAUUUUAAGCUUGAAAGACUUCCUAAACUAUUAAAACAGUUAUUUCAAACUUGAUAUGGGGUGUUUUGAAUUCAGAGGAGUUCAAAUUUGAAAGAUUUUACAUAUUUCAGUUUAGAGUCUUCUAAAUUAUAUCCACCAGAAAAAUGACUACAUUCCAGGAGAAAUCAACAUUAAGGGCAAGGCCCCCAAAAUUGACAGAAUAUUAUUGUGUUUAAUCUGUAAUUAGUACAGUUAGUGCAUGUGUGUUCAUAGCAGAAUCAGUUCUUCAUAUUCAAACAUUUAUCUUGUAUUCACCACUCUGCCUUUUGACAUACUUAAUGUUUCAUUAAAAUAUACAAUGUAUUUAAA
Messenger RNA from Pseudonaja textilis, 5658 nucleotides. RefSeq names its product glutaminase (gene GLS). The record is from RefSeq and is a predicted model, not a curated record. Lineage: Eukaryota; Metazoa; Chordata; Lepidosauria; Squamata; Elapidae. Gene Ontology annotation, molecular function: protein binding; glutaminase activity. Gene Ontology annotation, biological process: L-glutamine catabolic process.